Molecule: messenger RNA, 2748 nt
Organism: Lathyrus oleraceus (garden pea)
Lineage: Eukaryota; Viridiplantae; Streptophyta; Magnoliopsida; Fabales; Fabaceae
Product: pentatricopeptide repeat-containing protein At2g32630
Exons: 2
Coding region: 236-2152 (638 amino acids)
Biological process (GO): chloroplast-nucleus signaling pathway; mitochondria-nucleus signaling pathway
Cellular component (GO): chloroplast
Molecular function (GO): protein binding
Source: RefSeq, a predicted model, not a curated record
AGCACAAAAGUAAAAAAUAAUGAUCUCCUAAAAAAAAGUAUUUGAAAUUAGUAUAUCAUAUUUUGAGGGAUAUAUAGCCAAAAAAAAGGGAGUAUGAAAACCAAAUUUCAUCACCGCUGCAUCUAACAAGCUCUCUUGGAUUGAAUAAACCAUCAACAACUAUAACAAGGUCUGUGUAACCAUCUCAAUUUCUCUUCACUCAAUUUUUCAACACUGUCUUUGUGAAACCAAAACAAUGUGUUCCCAGAAAACCCUUUUGAGAAUUUUCAACAAAGGUGCGUCUCUUCCUUCAAAUUCAACUAACAUGAACCAACAUGAACUUGCUCGUAAAAUUACUCACGUCCUCAUCAAUUCAACUAACUCCAACUAUUUCAAACUCAGUAACACUCAACUUCGCUCCAUACUUUCCUGCAUCACCCCCCAUGUUACUUACCGUGUUCUUUCCGACCCUAUUCUCCAACCUCAUUCCUAUUUACCCUUUUUCCACUUUCUUAAAACCCAUCAUUCCAGCAUUUCACUCAAACCUGAUCUCAAAGCCCAUUUGAUUCUCUUUUCUAGACUCUUAAAAGCUCGGAAAUUCGCCACCAUGAAGACUAUUUUGAAUUCCCUAGUUACAGAUUCCGAAUUUCCCUGUCCUGUUUCGGGUAUUAUUGAUUUGGUUGAUGAAUUUGAGCCUCAUUUUGUUGAGAAGCUUUGUGAUAUGUUGUUUAGGGUUUGUUCUGAUAAUAGGUUGUUCCAAGAGGCAAUUAGAGUUUAUGAUUAUGUCGAAGGAAAGGGGUUGGUGAUAGAGGAGAGGUCUUGUUUUGUGCUUUUGCUUGCUUUGAAGAGAUGCGCUGAGGUUGACUUAUGUCUUAGAUUCUUCCGCCGGAUGGUUGAGUCUAAUGGAAUUGAAAUUAGGGUUCACUCUUUGACACUUGUGAUUGAUGGGCUGUGUAGGAGAGGAGAGGUUGAGAAAGCCAAGGAGUUGAUGGAUGAGAUGGUCAGUAAAAGCAUUGUGAAACCGACUGUGUUUACUUAUAAUACAUUGUUAAAUGCGUAUGUUGGAAGAAAGGAUCAAAAGGGAGUUGAUGAGAUACUAAGGUUGAUGGAGAAGGAACAUAUUGUUUUUAGUGUGGCUACUUAUAGUAUUUUGAUUCAGUGGUAUUCCAGUUCUGCUGAUAUUGGGGAGGCUGAGAAGAUAUUCGAGGAAAUGCGUGAAAGAAAUCUAGAAAUUGAUGUUUAUGUCUAUUCGUCGAUGAUAAGUUGGAAUUGUAGAUUAGGAAAUAUGAAAAGGGCCUUUGCGUUGUUUGAUGAGAUGACUCAGAGAGACAUUGCUCCUAAUGCACAUACUUACGGCGCCUUGAUUGGUGGUGUGUGCAAGGCAGGUCAAAUGGAAGCUGCGGAAAUCUUAUUGGAAGAGAUGCAGAGUAAGGGAAUUGACCUAAAUAUAAUAAUAUUUAACACGAUGAUAGAUGGCUACUGCAAAAGAGGAAUGAUGGAUGAAGCUUUGAGGCUGCAAGCCAUCAUGGAAAGGAAAGGAUUCAAAGCAGAUGUGUUUACAUUCAACAUUCUUGCAAAUGGGCUCUGUAAAUUGCAUAGGUAUGACGAAGCCAAGUGUACUUUAAAUUCAAUGGUAGAGAAAGGAGUGGAACCAAAUGUUGUGACUUUCACUAUGUUUAUCGAGAUAUUUUGCAAGGAAGGAAACCUUGCUGAAGCCGAGAGGUUCUUUAGGGAUAUGGAGAAAAGGGGACAAGUGCCUAAUAUUGUUACAUAUAACACUCUUAUUGAUGCGUAUUGCAAGAAAGAAAAAGUGAAGCAAGCACAUUCGACAAAAUCUGAAAUGAUAAACAAGGGGUUAUCGCCAGAUGUAUAUACAUACACAUCGCUAAUACACGGGGAAUGUAUUGUUGGCAGGGUAGACGAGGCGCUUAAAAUUUUCAAUGAAAUGAGGUUAAAGGGGAUAACUGGAAAUGUUGCAACGCAUACAUCAAUUAUUUCAGGAUUAUCCAAGGAGGGGAGAGCAGAUGAAGCAUUUAAGUUGUAUGAUGAGAUGAUGAAAAUGGGCCUAAUACCUGAUGAUAGAGUUUUCGCCGCACUUGUUGGUAGUCUUCACAAACCUCUCAUUCAUGCUGGUCUAAAACAAAAUGAAUAUGAGGAUCUGAAGCAGAAGUAGACACUUCUGGCACUUCACUAGGGUCAAAUGUAUGUUAGUCAAAUGCACACAGGAUGGAAGUAAAGAAAAGGGUGGGUAAGGGUGUAAGAGAUUGAUGAUCUUGUCCUUGAAGCUCAAGCAAGAAGACCUGUGUGUAGGGGAAAGUUGAUCUGCAACACCAAAUUAGAGCUUGGAAAGAUAGGAAGAUGUGCAAAAAUCUGGUCUCGUUAUACUUGGUUAGCUCGUAGAAUCUGCACUAUCAAUUUCAGUGAUCUAGCUCGCCAGAAGGAUCAAUUUCAGUGUGAUAGAUAUGGCAAGGUGUAUAGGAGGAUACAUAGGAAGAGAGAGCUUUAUGCUGAGAAGGUUAACAACAGAGGACUUUGUGCCAUUGCUCAGGCUGAGUCUCUUCGUUACAAACUCCUUGGUGGUCUUGCUGUCCGCAGGUACAUACAGAAUUUGUUGUGGGCUUUUAAUUACUGAUUUGUUUGUCAAAUGAAUCUCAAAGUGCUAUAUAUUGAUGUACUGUGGCAAUUUGAUUAUUGAAAGAGUCUAUGUUCUAUACUUGAAUUCCAAAACAGAACAUGGAGAAACUAUUGGAACUGAAUUUCUUCCUUCUA